AUGGCUUCCUCAAUUCCUCCGAAUGAGCCGCCGACUCAUAUCAAGAUCCUGACCCUCAACUGUUGGGGUCUGAAGUAUCUUGCCACCUACCGUCAUGAACGACUUGCCGAAAUUGGCCGACAGCUGGCUCUGGCCAGCCCGCCCCCCGAAAUAGUUGGCUUGCAGGAGUGCUGGACCCAACAAGACUACGAGAGCAUCCGAGAUCAAACCCGCCACAUUCUACCAUAUGGAAAAUUCUACUACGGAGGCAUAUUUGGUGCGGGGCUGGCGAUUUUAUCAAAGUGGCCAAUCGAGGAGAGCAGCAUGUACGGAUAUCCACUGAACGGACGGCCAACAGCCUUUUUCCGUGGUGAUUGGUUCGUGGGCAAAGGUGUCGCCUGUGCCAGAGUGCGUUUUGGACCAGGCACAGCCGAUGUCGCUGAGGUGUUCUGUACACACUUGCAUGCCCCUUAUGAGCGUGAGCCCCACGACUCGUAUUUGUGCCACCGCACAGCGCAAGCGUGGGAAAUCUCCAAGCUUAUGCGCGGCGCUGCAGAGCGAGGCCACCUAGUGAUUGGACUGGGCGACUUCAACAUGCUGCCCUCCUCCUUUGCUCACCGCUUGAUCAGCGCACAGAGCCCCGUCCGAGACGUUUGGCGCGUGCUGCACCCGGACUCGUCUCUCGGCGCUGCAAUUAACCCCGUUGAGCAAGCUAGGAAACGACCGAUACCAUCCGCAGAGUUCAAUUUGCUUGAGAAUGGUGCUACAUGUGACGGUGCUUUUAAUACAUGGCGCUGGUCUAAAGCUCUCCAGAAACGACUUGACAAGGGCGAAGAGAUCACCAUUGACAAGGAUGACGCUGAUCCUCGCGCCAAACGUCUCGACUAUAUCUUCGUUGGUGAUGGAGGAUAUCCCCCCGAGUUCCCUGCCCCUCGCUGGUCUGUAGAAUCAGCAAAGGUCAGCAUGACCGAGCGUCACCCGACCCUUCGCUGCUCUCUGAGCGAUCAUUUUGCCGUCGAGGCGGUCAUUACUCGCUCUUCUGGUGUUGAUAUUAUCAAAUCCGAAGCUCAAGUCCAGGUCGACCAACCCCACUCACCGGGAUCUCCUUCUCUCCACACAACAACCUCCAAACAAGUCUCACCCAAUGCUGCCCUGUCUCCGGAUACAUAUGACCACAUUAUUGAUAUGAUUCAUACCUACGAACAGAGAGAAAGGUCUCAGCGUCGCUGGCGCCUUGCGCAUUUCCUCUUGUCGAUCGUAGUAUCUAUUGGAUGCAUGGUCGGUGUGUGGUGGGUGGGUAACCGCACAUAUAUUGGCUUCAUUCUCAUCCUGGUCAGCACCUUGAACUUUGGUGCCGGUAUUCUGGAUGGUCUAAUUGGCGGACUGUUCAUGUCAAGUGAAUUGCGUGCCCUGAAGGAAUUCGAGUGGGAGGUCCAAACUGCCAAGGACUUGGUCCUGGCUGCUGAGAAACGGGGCCCCGCCUCUAGUCGGAACUCGGAGGCGCAGGAUUGA
Penicillium verhagenii is the source of this 1491-nucleotide messenger RNA. Its product is annotated as inositol phosphosphingolipid phospholipase. The transcript has a single exon. Gene Ontology annotation, cellular component: cytoplasm. Gene Ontology annotation, molecular function: sphingomyelin phosphodiesterase activity. Lineage: Eukaryota; Fungi; Ascomycota; Eurotiomycetes; Eurotiales; Aspergillaceae. The record is from RefSeq and is a predicted model, not a curated record. The coding region runs from base 1 to 1491 and encodes 496 amino acids.